GGUAUUUGCAUAUACGUCACUUAAAUAAAAUCAUUAAAUUCCCUUUGUCAAAGUAAAAAUCUGACAUUUGUGAAUCUCUUGAAUGUAAAAUGUUUGCUACACCUCGAAAUAACUUCACUGAAGGUGCAUUGUGCCACUCUACUCCGAGGUCCGAAGAAGGCAAGUCGCAACUGGAGCCCAAGUAUGUGGCGAAGCUGCCCGUGAGUAUCUAUGGAUGGUAUCGGGUCCUCAUAUUUAGCACGGAUCGCCGGGAGACAUUUAAUCGAGUGCUGCGGCGUAUUCGCAGGGUUCUGAGCCCCUUGAAGAUAAAUCCGCGUUAUAAGCAUACAGGCGGAGAACAGGAUACGGCUGAGGACUCUGGCGCCCUCUUCACGUUCUUCGUGGACAGCUACGACGUUGCAAGUGCGUUGUGUCGCCGCGGAUGGCUGGAUAAUCGGGUCUGGUUGAAGGUCAGUGACCAAAUGCCCAAGAUCUGGAUUAACGCAUUCUUUAGGCUGCGGUUGACAAGAGUGCUGUUGGAUAGGUAUAAUCAGGAUGAGCACCGCUUGGAUCUCACGCUGUUUUAUAAAGAUGAGGCCUUGGAUAGAGACUUUUGCGCGCUCGCGGAAUCUCACUGCUUGAGCACGGUGCUCGGGAUUGUAGGGAGGGAAAUGCCGGAGCUAGAGGUACUGAUUUUGGAUAGGAAUCACCUGAUCAAUCUGUGGGCCUUUACACUAAUGGAGCAUCGCUUUUCCCGACUUCAGAGCAUAUCUUUGAAGCAGAACAAUAUCGGAAACGUCGAUUCGUUGCGGGUUUUCCAGUUUCUUCCCCUGACCGAACUGAACCUCAAGAACAACCCAUUGCCCCCCGGUUACGAAAAGGAAGUCCGAGAUAUUUGGCCAAGCUUGCAGGUGCUCAACGAAAUACAAGUGACCCCCGACCCGAAAAUUAUGCAAUUAUUUUAAAGAUCGUUGCCACUUACGGACAUCAAUGUAGAACAUAUAUAAUAUAUUGGGGCUCAAGUCCUGGAGGCAGCAGUC
Drosophila santomea is the source of this 1019-nucleotide messenger RNA. RefSeq names its product nuclear RNA export factor 1 (gene nxf4). Bases 90 to 944 code for a protein of 284 amino acids. Gene Ontology annotation, cellular component: nucleus. Gene Ontology annotation, biological process: poly(A)+ mRNA export from nucleus. The transcript has a single exon. The record is from RefSeq and is a predicted model, not a curated record. Lineage: Eukaryota; Metazoa; Arthropoda; Insecta; Diptera; Drosophilidae. Gene Ontology annotation, molecular function: RNA binding.